Messenger RNA from Rotaria sordida, 777 nucleotides. Lineage: Eukaryota; Metazoa; Rotifera; Eurotatoria; Philodinida; Philodinidae. The record is from the annotation of a GenBank genome assembly.
AUGUCUGCACUACUCCAUCCGUCAUUGAAACAUUUCCAAAUUUCACCAAAUGAAAAACCCAAAACAAUAUCAUUAGUAAAGCAAGAACUAUUAAAACGCGUACUACCGCAACUAGUUGAAGCUGUUAGCACCGAUUCAAAACCAGUAGUUAAAACUUCAAUAACAUCAUUUGAAGCGACCAAAUUUGUUAAUUCAAAUGAUUUAUUAAGUCUUUGUUUUGAUAAGCCAUCAGUUAUUUCCAAACCAGUUUUAACUCCAUUAAAUGAAUUAGAUAAUUAUAUGACUUCGGAUGCACAACUUCAUGAAAACGAAGAUGUACUUUUAUUUUGGAAAGAAAAUGCAGAAUCCUUUCCAAUAUUAUUAUCAAUGGUAUGUGAUCUUUUUGCUAUUCCUGCGUCAAAUAUGACUCUCGACAGGCUUUUCUCAUCAUCGAAUAAUACGGUCACUGAUCGUAGAACUAGUUUAGCUGCUAUAAAGCUAAACAAGCUUUUAUUUCUUCAAAAGAAUCUAUUCUCUUUACAACAAACGAAUGGUGGUGUAUCAACGAAACAUCAAGAACAACUAACAAGAAAGUUAUGUACGUCAGAUGAUGAAGAAAGUGAAAUCAGUGAAUAUACAAAUAGUUUAUUUUCACCAACAACAAUUCAAAGAAAAAAAGCUAAUGAUUUUGAUUAUUUUUCGUAUGACAUUGAUAGCGUCAUAGAUAAUAGUACAAAGUCAAAUGAAAUAUCAUUUGUUUCAUACAUUUAUCAUGUUUCUCAAACACAGAUAUUUUAA